AUGAGAGGGCUGAAGAUGUGGCCGAGAAGCAUUGCGGCCGUAGCAUACUGGCUGUUAUGGCUGCUGCGAGCUUCGAGCGUAGCAGCAGGAGCUUUCAGUAGCUAUGGUGGUCCUGACCGUGGCCAUGCUGCAUUCCAUGAGCAACGUCGCCUACGCCAAGCAGCUCACUCGGCUAAGCACUCACAGCAUCAGAGUGUCGAGAGGCGUAGUGGACAAUAUUUGAAUGAGCAAACAAAAGCCUUCGCCGUGGAUGGUUCCGCGAUCCCAGAUGUUGACUUUGACGUGGGAGAGUCAUAUUCUGGUCUACUCCCAAUUUCCAAUCUCCCCGACGAGGACCGGAAACUCUACUUCUGGUUUUUCCCGUCGACGAAUCCUGAUGCAACUGAAGACAUCACCAUAUGGUUGAACGGCGGCCCAGGAUGUAGCUCACUGGAAGGCUUCCUCCAAGAGAACGGGCCCUUUCUAUGGCAGUAUGGCACCUUCAAGCCCGUCUCCAAUCCAUAUAGUUGGCACCGUCUCACGAACAUGAUCUGGAUCGAUCAACCACUCGGGACGGGCUUCUCGGUUGGUCAGGCAAAUGUGACUUCAGAAGUGGACGUAGGGUUACAAUUCUUAGGUUUCUUGAAGAAUUUUGUGGAGCUGUUCGGACUGCAGGGCAAGAAAAUUUACCUAACGGGGGAGUCGUAUGCUGGAAUGUUCGUUCCUUAUAUUGCGAACGCAAUGUUAGAUGCAAAUGAUACCAGUCUUUACAACCUGGACGGCAUCAUGAUUUAUGACCCGACCAUUGCAUCCAAUGAUGUCGAGAGAGAGCUCUUUGCAUAUUCGACGUACGAGACUUGGUCGAAGCUGUUUGCAUUCAAUCAAACAUUUGCUGAUGAAAUUCGUACACGAGCCAAGUCAUGCGGCGCGACCGAUUUCAUCGAGAAAUAUAUGACUUUUCCUCCAAUUGGGCCGAUGCCACCCGCUCCCUCGGGUUGUGAUCUGUACUAUACCAUCGGAGACAAUGCUUUCAUUCCCAACCCGUGUUGGGACCCCUAUCACCUGGCGACGACAUGUCCAAAUCUGUGGGAUGUACUCGGCUCCCCUGGGGCAUACAGCUACGUUCCAGCUGGCGCAUCUAUCUAUUUCAACCGACCCGAAGUCCAAAAGGCUAUUCAUGCUCCUAACUAUACCUGGUCCGAGUGCACAAACAACCCGGUUUUCGUCAACGACAUCGAUCUGACGGCCGCCGCUGGUCUGUGGACCAGUCAGACGGUUUUGCCACGGGUCAUCGAAAAGGUCAGUCGAGCCAUUAUUGGCCAAGGUGACAUGGACUACACGAUUCUCCCAAACGCGACGCUCCUUGCGAUCCAGAAUAUGACGUGGAGUGGGCAGCAAGGCUUUCAAGGUCCGGUUGAUGGGACGUUUUAUGUCCCGCCGGAUGCGAACAUGUCGGCCGCGUCAGGAAUCAUGGGUCGGACAAGGUCGGAAAGAGGGUUGACGUUUGUGGAAGUCAAUUUGUGCGGGCAUAUGGUUCCCCAGUAUCAACCUAGUGCGGCGUUCAGAAAUUUGGAAUUCUUGCUAGGCCGAGUGGAAAGCCUGGAGAGCGAAGUACCUUUUACUGUUGAGCCAAUCAGUUAG
Molecule: messenger RNA, 1620 nt
Organism: Venustampulla echinocandica
Lineage: Eukaryota; Fungi; Ascomycota; Leotiomycetes; Helotiales; Pleuroascaceae
Product: Carboxypeptidase
Exons: 5
Coding region: 1-1620 (539 amino acids)
Biological process (GO): proteolysis
Molecular function (GO): serine-type carboxypeptidase activity
Source: RefSeq, a predicted model, not a curated record